AUGUUUGGAGCUGGACAGGUUGGACAGGUGUGGGUCUCCUGUUGGAUUCUGAUGCUGUCGGCUUGUCUCCCCAGCGCUCAGCCUCAAGAUGAUGUCCCGCCAUAUUUUAAGAUGGAUCCUCCUCAGACCCAGGUUCACCUGGAGGGAAACCGCCUGGUGCUGACCUGCAUGGCGGAGGGCAGCUGGCCCCUGGAAUUCAAAUGGAUCUACAACGGGACCGAGCUCACCCGCUUUUCCCUGGAGUACAGAUACCUGAUCCCCACGCUAGACCGACUGCAUGCUGGCCACUACCGCUGCAUCGUGAGAAACCGAGUGGGUGCUAUAAUGCAGUGCAGCACCGAAGUGCAGGUUGCCUAUAUGGGAGGUUUUGUGGAGGGGGAGAGAUCUCAAACUGUAUCCCAGGGCGAGGGAGCUCUCAUCCAUGCACCACGAAUACACAGCUUCCCGAGGCCCCAGAUCACUUGGUUCAGAGAUGGGCGGAAGAUUCCCUCAAGCAGCCGCAUCGCCAUCACCCUGGACAACACGCUGGUCAUCCUGUCCACCGUGGCCCCGGAUGCAGGGCGCUACUACGCCCAGGCAGUCAACGACAAGAAUGGGGAGAACAAAACCAGCCAGCCCAUCACUCUCACAGUGGAGAACGUAGGAGGACCUGCGGACCCCAUCGCCCCCUCCAUCAUCAUCGCCCCAAAGAACACCACUGUAACAGUGGGGAGAAACGACGCUGUCAUGGAGUGUGUAGCAAAUGCAAGACCCCUCGUUAAAAUGAGUAUUACUUGGAGGAAGGACGGGGUAGUGGUCAACACUGGAAUCCGAGAUUUCGGCCGUCGACUGGUCAAAAGUUUGCCUACGGUCAGCGACAGCGGCUACUAUGAGUGUGAGGCGUCGCUUCGCAGCAGCAGUGUCCCCUCAGUCACCGCUGGGGCCUACCUGCAUGUUCUUGAAUACCCUCUGUUCAUAAAAGAGCCACCAAGUCACAUCACUGCAGAAAUGGAGAAGGUGGUGGAUAUUCCCUGUCAGGCACGAGGGACACCACAGCCAGACAUAGUGUGGUAUAAAGAUGCAGUGCCCAUCAGCCCGGUGAAGAUCCCCCGGUACAAGGUGUUGGUGGGGGGCAGCCUGCAGAUCAACGGCCUCCUGCCAGAUGAUACAGGGAUGUUCCAGUGCUUUGCCCGCAAUCUUGCAGGAGAGAUCCAGACAAACACCUACCUAGCUGUUACAAGUAUUGCGCCCAACAUCACCGCUGGCCCCUCUGACAGUGCAGUGAUUGAUGGCAUGUCAGUCAUUCUGCAUUGUGAGACCUCAGGAGCUCCACGUCCAGCCAUCACCUGGCAGAAAGGUGAGCGUGUGUUGGCCAGCGGCUCGGUCCAGCUGCCCAGGUUCACCCUGCUGGAAUCGGGCAGCCUGCUCAUCAGCCCCUCCCACCUGUCGGAUGCUGGUACCUACACCUGCAUGGCCAGUAACUCGAGGGGGAUCGACGAGGCCUCGGCUGACCUGCUGGUUUGGGCACGUACGCGCAUCACUAAACCACCUCAAGACCAGAGUGUCAUCAAAGGAACCAAGGCUGUUAUGACCUGUGGCGUGACCCAUGAUCCCAGUGUCACUGUGAGGCAUGUGUGGGAGAAGAGCGGCUCAGUGAUUGACGUGAACACGUCGCCCCGCCUGCGUCUGGACCCUGACGGGACUCUGCACAUCUCCCAGACGUGGUCGGGUGACAUCGGAACAUAUACCUGCAGGGUAACAUCCGUGGGUGGCAAUGACUCCCGUAGCGCCCACCUCCGAGUCAGGCAGCUGCCCCAUGCUCCAGAGAACCCAGUGGCAGUUUUGAGUAACACAGAAAAGAGGGCCAUCAACCUCACAUGGGCCCAGGCCUUCGAUGGCAACAGCCCCCUGAUCCGUUACAUCCUGGAGGUCUCAGAAAACAAUGCGCCUUGGACGGUGCUGCUGGCUAACAUUGAGCCUGAGUUCACCGGGGUCAUUGUUGGUGGUCUCAUCCCGGCACGUUCCUACCAGUUCCGCCUGUGUGCCGUCAACGAUGUAGGCAGAGGCCAGUUCAGCAAGGAGACCGAUCGACUGAUGCUCCCCGAGGAGCCUCCCAGUGCACCCCCUCAGACCGUCAUCGCAAGUGGACGCACCAAUCAGUCCAUCAUGAUCCAGUGGCAGCCCCCACCGGAGAGCCACCAGAACGGCCCUCUUCAGGGCUACAUCAUCAGGUACUGUCUGUCAGGGCUUCCAGUCGACUGUCAGAUAAAAAACAUCACUAACCCGGACCAGACCAGUCUCAUCCUGGAGGACCUCAUCAUCUGGACGAACUAUGAGAUUGAAGUAGGCGCCUACAACGGAGCAGGCAGGGGCACAUACAGCCACAAAGUCACUGAGUGGACUCUGCAAGGAGUGCCCACUGUGCCUCCGGGAAAUGUACAAGCUGAGGCUGUCAACUCAACCGCGGUGCGUUUUACCUGGACUGCCCCAAGUCCUCAGUUUAUCAAUGGAAUCAACCAGGGAUAUAAGCUCUUGGCAUGGGAACCAGGUCGUUCUAAUGAGGUCACCAUGGUUACAGUCCUCCCCAACUUUCAAGACAGCGUUCAUGUUGGUUACGUCUCUGGCCUUAAAAAGUUUACAGACUAUUUUACGUCAGUGCUAUGUUUCACUACCCCUGGAGAUGGGCCUCGCAGUCCCCCUCAGCGUAUACACACCCAUGAAGAUACCCCUGGUGCUGUGGGUCACCUGAGUUUCACUGACAUCCUGGACACGUCGCUAAAAGUCAGCUGGAAAGAGCCACAAGAGAAAAACGGUGUUCUAACAGGUUAUCGCAUCUCCUGGGAGGAGUUCAACAGGACCAAUACAAGAGUGACCCAUUAUUUGCCUAAUCUGACUCAGGAGUACAGGGUUACAGGGCUCACUGCACUCACUACUUACACCAUUCAGGUGGCAGCCAUGACUUCCAAAGGCCAAGGUCAACUUUCUGCAUCCACCAUAUCUUCUGGUGUACCACCGGAGCUGCCUGGUCCUCCCACCAAUUUAGCCAUUUCUAACAUCGGCCCACGUACUGUCACCCUGCAGUUCAAACCGGGUUAUGAUGGCAAGACAUCAAUUUCUCGCUGGCAGGUUGAAGCUCAGAUUGGUAUCGUUGGAGAGAGUGAAGAGUGGUUGAUGGUUCAGGAGCUGACUAACGAGCCUGAUGCCAGAUCACUGGAGGUCCUCGACCUCAAUCCUUAUACUUUUUACAGGUUCAGGAUGCGUCAGGUGAAUAUCGUGGGUACCAGUCCUCCCAGUCAGCCCUCCAGAAAGAUCCAGACCCUUCAAGCCCCCCCAGACAUCUCCCCUGCAAAUGUCACUCUGCGCACAGCCAGUGAGACCAGCCUGUGGCUUCGCUGGGUGCCUCUUCCAGAGUGGGAGUACAACGGCAAUCCAGAUCUCAUUGGCUACCGCAUCCAGUACUCCAAAGCAGGAUCCAAAGGUGGGGUUCUUUCUCAUGUCAUCAUGGACCGGCUGGAGAGAGAGUUCACUAUAGAAGACCUGGAGGAGUGGACAGAGUACGAGGUCAGAGUUCAGGCCAUCAACGGCAUUGGUUCUGGACCUUGGAGCCAGGCAGUCCACGGCAGGACUAGGGAGUCUGUGCCUUCCAGUGGUCCCACCAAUGUGUCGGCCUUUGCCACCACCUCCAGCAGCAUCCUGGUGCGGUGGGGAGAAGUCCAAGAGGCAGACCGCAACGGACUCAUCCUCGGCUACAAGGUUGUGUAUAAGGAGAAGGACUCGGACACAGCACCCGACUUCUGGACAGUGGAGGGCAACACCAGCCACAGUGUCCAGCUGAGCAGUCUGGGAAAAUAUGUCCUCUAUGUGAUCCAGGUUCUGGCUUUCACCCGGAUCGGAGAUGGACGGUGCAGCUCGCCUCCCAUUCUAGAGAGGACCUUGGAUGAUGUGCCAGGCCCUCCUGUUGGCAUCUUGUUCCCAGAAGUCAGAACCACAUCAGUCAGGCUCAUCUGGCAACCUCCUGCACAGCCCAAUGGCAUUAUCCUGGCGUACCAGAUCACAUACAGGAGAAACUCAUCAAGCAGCAGCGCCGCCACUGUGGACGUGUUGAGUCCCAGCGCCCGACAGUACACAGCAACUGGACUGAAACCAGAAACGGUUUAUGUAUUCCGUCUCACUGCCCAAACACGGAAGGGCUGGGGCGAGGCUGCCGAGGCUCUGGUGGUCACAACAGAGAAGAGAGCUCACCCUCAACCCACCAGCCGUCCCACGGCGCCUCAAGAAGAAGUCCAGUCUCGCAGAGUGCUGUUGUCAUGGGAACCAGGCAGUGAUGGCCUGUCGCCCGUUCGCUACUACACAGUUCAGUACAGGGAGCUGCCAGACAGCAACUGGACUGUCCACUCUGCAUCCGUCAGCCAUGAGACGAACUCCUACAUCGUGGACAGGUUAAAGCCGUUCACCUCUUACCAGUUCCGUGUUAAAGCCACCAACGACAUUGGAGACAGUGAAUAUAGUGAGGAGAGUGAGGCCAUCACUACGCUGCAGGAUGCUCCGGACAAACCCCCGACCAUUCUGUCUGUCACUCCUCACACCACCACAUCUGUACUGGUUCGAUGGCAGCCUCCUUCUGAGGAUCACAUAAACGGAGUUCUGUUGGGGUUCAGGGUCAGAUACCGGGAGUUACACUACGACCAUCUGCGCAGCUUCUCUGUCCGCACCGUAAACAGUCCUUCAGCAAACUGGGCUGACUUCACCGCUCCUUACAGCAUCAGAAAUUUGACCGAAUCUUCUCUAACACAGUAUGAGCUGGACAAUUUGAGUAAACACAAGCGCUAUGAGAUCCGUCUCAGUGUGUAUAACGCUGUGGGUGAAGGUCCAAGCAGCGCUCCACAGGAAGUAUUUGUCGGAGAGGCGGUCCCAACAGCCCCUCCACAAAAUGUAGUGAUCCAGUCAUCAACAGCGACUCAGUUAGAUGUUACCUGGGACCCACCUCCACUAGAUGCUCAGAAUGGAGACAUCCAAGGCUACAAGAUCUACUUCUGGGAGUUUCAGCUGCAAAAUGAGACGGAGCGAGUUCGAACUCUGUUCCUGCCAGAGCUCGGAGUGAAGCUUAAAAACCUGACAGGCUACACCACCUACAUGAUCAGUGUGGCAGCCUUCAACGCUGCAGGGGAUGGGCCCCGCUCCCUGACCACCAGAGGGCGCACUCAGCAAGCAGCCCCAACUGCUCCCAGCUUCAUCCACUUCAGUGAGCUGACCACCACCUCGGUCAACGUGUCCUGGGGAGAGCCCAAGCAGGCCAACGGUAUCAUCGAAGGCUACCGCCUGGUUUACGAGCCCUGCACUCCGAUCGAUGGUGUCAGUAAGAUAGUGACUGUAGAUGUGAAGGGCAGCACUCCUUUGUGGAUGAAGAUCAAAGAUCUGGCUGAUGGCGUCACCUAUAACUUUCGCAUCCGGGCUAAAACGCUCACUUAUGGUCCGGAGAUUGAGGCCAACAUCACCACCGGGCCUGGAGAAGGAGCCCCAGGCCCUCCUGGAGAACCCUUUAUUUCACGACACGGCGCUGCCCUCACACUGCACUGGACGAGUGGGGAUCAAGGUCGCGCACCCAUUACGCGAUACGUGAUUGAGGCCAGACCCUCUGAUGAAGGCUUGUGGGAUAUUCUUAUUAAAGAUAUUCCCAAAGAAGUGACAUCCUACACACUUAAUUUGGACAUGCUCCGAGAAGGGGUCACCUAUGACUUUCGAGUAAUUGCAGUCAAUGAUUAUGGCUAUGGGUCUCCCAGUGCCCCAUCUCCUUCUAUAUCAGCUCAGAAAGUGUCUCCCUUCUACGAGGAGUGGUGGUUCUUGGUCGUCAUUGCCUUGGUUGGCCUCAUCUUCAUUCUUCUGCUGAUUUUCAUCCUCAUUAUUAGAGGCCAGAGUAAAAAAUACACCAAAAAAGCCGACUCAGGCAAUCACUCUAACUGCACUGCACUGCCACUGACCCACGGAGAAAUGGUACGCCUCGAUGAGGGACGCUUCCCUGCCUUGGAGCUUAACAACAGACGCCUUUCUGGGAAAAACUCCUUCUGCCGCAAAAAUGGCAUCUACACCCGGUCUCCUCCAAGACCCAGUCCUGGAAGUCUGCACUACUCAGAUGAGGAUGUCAGCACUAAGUAUAAUGACCUGAUUCCAGCAGAGAGCAGCAGUCUGACUGAAAAACCCUCUGAGAUAUCUGACUCUCAGGGUAGCGACAGCGAAUAUGAAAUGGAUCAGAGCCGGCAGAAGACCCACUCCUUCGUCAACCAUUACAUCAGCGACCCCACCUACUACAACUCGUGGAGGAGGCAGCAGAAAGGCGUCUCCCGUCCGCCGGCGUACGGCUACUCCCAGCCCGAGCCCCUGAGCGCCCCAUCCCCACAGCCACAGGCCCAGGGCACUUUGUUCAGGCCGAAGGGAAGCCGGACUCCCACCCCAUCCUUGCUGUCCUCGGAACCCCUCAGCCAGCACAGCACUCUCUACCGACCCCCCAGCAGCCUGGGCUGUGCCGCUCAGGCACCUACCGCAGGCUUCUCCUCCUUUGUUUGACACACCGCUCUCCUUCCAAU
Messenger RNA from Nematolebias whitei (Rio pearlfish), 6560 nucleotides. It is a transcript of the gene sdk2a, whose product is annotated as sidekick cell adhesion molecule 2a. The record is from RefSeq and is a predicted model, not a curated record. The transcript has 46 exons. Gene Ontology annotation, molecular function: protein binding. Bases 1 to 6540 code for a protein of 2179 amino acids. NCBI's taxonomy places the organism in Eukaryota, Metazoa, Chordata, Actinopteri, Cyprinodontiformes, Rivulidae.